This is a messenger RNA of Coregonus clupeaformis (lake whitefish), 2433 nucleotides long. RefSeq names its product tax1-binding protein 3. The transcript is spliced from 4 exons. The record is from RefSeq and is a predicted model, not a curated record. Bases 242 to 613 code for a protein of 123 amino acids. NCBI's taxonomy places the organism in Eukaryota, Metazoa, Chordata, Actinopteri, Salmoniformes, Salmonidae. Gene Ontology annotation, biological process: neurotransmitter receptor transport postsynaptic membrane to endosome; neurotransmitter receptor transport, endosome to postsynaptic membrane. Gene Ontology annotation, cellular component: postsynaptic density; postsynaptic membrane; adherens junction. Gene Ontology annotation, molecular function: protein binding.
AUAAAUAUACCCCAGGAUCCAUGAUGAUGACUAACCACUGAAAGGCAGUAUGACAUCACCAACCCUGCCUUUAAAUAAUAAUGGCAGGAUUUAUUUGCUAGUUGUUGUUACUCACACAAAUGCAAGCCGCUUCGAACACUGUAUGAUUUCCCCAAAGGAACAAAAAUUACUUUAGAUCGUUCAGUUAUUUGCAACCGCUGAGAAACACAAAACAAUUGUGUCCGAGUUACAGUCUGAAACAAUGUCUUUCAUCCCAGGACAACCAGUUACUGCCGUUGUGCAACGAAUUGAAAUCUGCAAACUCCGUCAGGGUGAACAUUUGAUCCUGGGUUUCAGCAUUGGAGGGGGAAUAGACCAAGACCCUGGUCAGAACCCCUUCUCUGAAGACAAGUCCGACAAGGGCAUCUAUGUGACACGGGUGACACCAGGGGGACCAGCAGAAGUUGCAGGCUUGAUGAUGGGAGACAAAGUAAUGCAGGUAAAUGGAUGGGAUAUGACCAUGGUGACACACGACCAGGCACGCAAACGGCUGACAAAGAAGAAUGAAGACAUUGUGCGGCUACUGGUGACCAGGAAAUCGCUGGAGCAGGCUGUCAGACAUUCUAUGAUGUAAUGACGCCAAACAGUAACAGCGGCUUGGUGACCUCAUUGUCUUUCGAACAGGUGGCAUCCCUCCAAUGCAACGGUUGUCCUUUAGUGCAGACGGAGUUUGCUAUCUGACGUAAGACAAUGCCAGUGACCGAGAGCAUUGUAUUCCAAAUCUUUUCUCACAUACUGUAAGGUUGGGGUGAAUUCCAUAUCAAUUCUGUCAAUUCAGGAGAUGGAAUGAAAUUGAAAAGUGCCAUUUAUUUUCAUGAAGGAUUCCAGAGUUGAUGGAGUUGAAAUGGAAUUGAUCAUGGCCGUACUCGCAUAUUCCCAAACAGGGUACACUCCAUUUAUAUAAUGUCUCUACAAUUCAUCAGUAUGGUUCUAGUUAUUGGGAUUAUUAAUGCCUUAACUAGCUGACUUGUGUAUUACUUAUUCAGUUAUUAGUACAUUUCAUUUCAGUUAAUGAUCUGUCAUGAUUUGAUUUACUCAUCAUUUUAUAUCUAUGUUUUCGAGUCGAUGUCUCUACAAGCCAAAGGAAAACAAUGCAAAGGAACUAUAGAUUGAUAAAUUGAACCAUGUCAUGUGGUGUAACUUCCACAUAUUUAGCAUGUGCCGUUUUGUAGUGGUGAUAGAGGUUGUUAUGCAAACAUACGCAUACAAAGCACAUAUGGUAAUUUCUAGCAUUUAUCUGCUACACUAAUUUGUGUGUUUUCUAUAGAGGCUUCCUGUUUAUAUGACUUAUGUUUUGAGUUUAAUAUAUGGCUUUAAUGACAAUUUAACACUGAAGUGCUUAACACCGCCUUGUGUUGUGGGAAAUUAAUGAAUAUUCAUCAGGCUUGGAUGAUAUAUUUUGGAAUCUUUAUUUUGGUGUCAUCCAUGUUGUGCAUCUACCAAAGUAACAAGCACAGCUGAACUGCAUGCUUUAUAUUUCAUUUUACAAUAUUGUAGUUCAUGUCUACCAAAUACUGUAAUAUUAAUUUGAGGAUUUUAGUUUUGUAUGUUGUGCAGGAAAACAGUUACUUCCCAAUCAUCUGCAUAUAGUUAAUCUGGUGUUGCCAUCCUUGCCUUGAAAUCAAGGCUGGGGCAUAGUCAACCUUUUAAUAAGUGCCUUCUUUAUCAGGUUCAUAUAGAGAAAGUGGCAUGUUGGAUGAUCUUAGACAGCUAGUUGCACACUGGAAUAGUUUGGACCAAGGUUGAAGGAUCUAAUGAAUUGAGAGAGAAGUUUGAUACACCACAGCCUUAAAUGAAACUCUAGUGAUUGUACCACUAAAUCUUGAUGGUGCCGAUAGUGUUUUUAUAUUCAUGCACUUUUCCAUUCCUAUAUAGUUCAAUGAUAUGUGAAUUUUAUCACUGCCUCAGCCAUGCAAUACACAGCAAUACAUCACUGAUUUAAUCCAAUCUUCUUAGUUCCUAUUAAUAUGGAUAAAAAAUAAAGUAAAGUGAAGUCGUAAUGCAGAUUCCAAUGGUACCUAAUAUACAUACACGUUGUAGUAUGUUCUACUAAUUUAGUAUUUGGUAUGGCUUUGUUUUUGUUAGCAUUUAUUUUAUAGGGAGAUUAUCAUUAUAUGUCAUUGGCAGAGUGACACAUCUAACUCCACACCCAACUUUUUAAAGAAUAAACACUUCAAAAGACUGCCAAACCUUUUGAUAAAUGUAGUCUUGCAUGAAUGUUUUCUAUGAAGUCGAUUUUUAUCUACAUGUCGAUUGUUAAAAUAUCUUAUUUUAUUUGUUCUCCAUAAGUACUCCCGAGUAUAUGAGGAAAACCUUUGAUUUUACUAUUUGGGCAUAUGAUUGUAUACUGUACACUUUUCAAAUGUCUUUAACAUAAAUCAAAAUCAACUGAAA